AUGAAGGCCUCAGAUGCUAACCGGAAUCCCAAACGAUGGUGCGAGUUCCAUAGCGAUCACGGCCACACCACGGAUGAUUGCAUAGCCCUGAAGAGAGAAGUCGCCGAGCUUCUCAAGAGAGGUCAUCUGAGGGAAUUCCUCUCGGACAAGGCCAAGAACCUUUUGAAUAAAGAAGGUCCCGGUCUUCCUACUGAAGCAGCUCUCGCAUUGCCACCACAGGAAGACCGGGUUAUCCAUGUCAUCUCAGGCGGAUCAGAAGUAAGUGGAAUCAGCAGUGCUAGGAACGGCCAAGAGGCCGAAGGUCCCAAGCGCCUACUCCUAGGAAAAGAAAAUAUCAGCUUCACCGCAAAGGAGCAAGAGAAGGUCCUAGCUCUUCACCACGACGCCCUUGUCAUUUCACUUACCAUAGCAAAUUUCUUGGUUAAGCGAAUACUAGUGGACAACGGGAGCUCCAGCAACAUUAUCUUCCACUCAGCCUACGCCGAUCUAGAGUUGGAACCUAAGGCCCUGACAAGAAAGGUGACCCCUCUCGUAGGCUUCAGCGGGGAGGUAAAGCAGACCUUAGGGGAGGUCCUUCUCCCAGUAUAUGCCGAGGGAAUAAACCAGGCCACGAAGUUCUUAGUCGUCGACUGCCCUUCGUCCUAUAACGUGAUAUUAGGGAGGCCCUGGAUCCAUGACAUGGGAGCCGUACCCUCGACUCUCCAUCAGCUGGUCAAGUUUCCGACUCCCUGGGGCAUUAAAGCGAUCAAGGGGGACCAUGAGAAUUCGAGGUCCUGCUACCAGACCACCCUAGAGGGGAGACCCAAGUCUUAUAGCAAUUAUAAAAGAAGCUUCCGGCCAUGCAUACCGAAGAGCCGGAAGUGGAAGAUAUGGAUGAGGUUCCCAUGGUGGAAGGAAAUCCGGAAUGAAACCUGA
Messenger RNA from Raphanus sativus (radish), 915 nucleotides. RefSeq lists its product as uncharacterized. The transcript has a single exon. The record is from RefSeq and is a predicted model, not a curated record. NCBI's taxonomy places the organism in Eukaryota, Viridiplantae, Streptophyta, Magnoliopsida, Brassicales, Brassicaceae. The coding region runs from base 1 to 915 and encodes 304 amino acids.